ACGGGCGUUAUGCAUCCCGAGCCGCGCCAUGCCAUGGAAACAAGCUGCAGGAGCCACCUUCUUGACCUUCUCCUCCUCUCCUUACUACUUUCUCCCAUUCCUCCGAGAGCCUUUGCCGCCGAUGAUGUUGCCGGCGACACGUUCAGCAAGGGCCGCAACAUCACUGACAACGAGACGCUCGUCUCGGCCAACGGCGCAUUCACCCUGGGUUUCUUCUCCCCCGGGGUGUCAUCCAAGAGGUACCUCGGCAUCUGGUUCUCCGUGUCCGGCGACGCCGUCUGCUGGGUGGCCAACCGUGACCGCCCUAUCAACGACAACUCCGGCGUGCUCAUGGUCAGCGACACGGGGAGCCUUCUCCUGCUGGACGGCUCCGCCGGCCGGAUCGCGUGGUCGUCGAACUCCAGCAGCACCUCCCCCGUGGAGGCGCAGCUGCUGGACGUCGGCAACCUCGUCGUGCGCAGCCGCGGCAGCGCCGCCAUCCUGUGGCACUCCUUCGACCACCCGUCCAACGUGCUGCUGUCCGGCAUGAAGGUGGGCAGAGACUUCUCGACUGGCGCCGAGUGGUACCUCACGUCAUGGCGCUCCGCCGACGACCCGUCCCCUGGAGCCUACCUCCGGAAGCUGGACACCAGCGGGCGCCCCGACAACGUCGUUUGGCACGGCGGCGUCAAGACGUUCCGCACGGGCCCGUGGAACGGCGUGCGGUUCGGAGGCAUCCCGGAGGUCCUGGCGUACCAGGAGGGGCUGUUCGACUACCAGAUGGUGAUGAGCUCGCGGGAGGUGACGUACGGGUACAAUGCCCGGCGCGGCGCGCCCUUCACCUACGUCGUGCUGACGGACGGCGGCGUGGUGAAGCGCCUGGUGUGGGACGCGAGCAGCCGGGCAUGGCAGACCGCGUACCAGGGGCCGAGGGACGUGUGCGACGAGUACGGCAGGUGCGGGGCGUUCAACCUGUGCAACAUCAGCGCGGCGGCGACGUCGUUCUGCCGCUGCCUCGCCGGGUUCGGGCUGGCGUCCCCCUCGAGGGCCUCGGGCGCGUGCCGGCGGAACGUGGCGCUGGACUGCGCCGCCAACGGGAAGACGACGACGGACGGGUUCCUGGUGGUGCCCGGGACGAAGCUCCCUGACACGCACAACUCGUCGGUGGACACGGGGAUCACGCUGGACGCGUGCAGGGCGAGGUGCCUCGCCAACUGCUCCUGCUUGGCCUACGCCGCCGCGGAUACCAGCGCGGGUGGCAGUGGCACCGGCUGCAUCAUGUGGGCAGAUGAUCUGCUCGAUCUCCGGUACGUCGAGCAAGGGCAGGAUCUCUACCUGAGGUUGGCAGCGUCCGAGCUUCCGCCACCGCUGUCACCGCCGGCGUCAGGAUCCCGGUCCCGGGCUUUUCCUACUGCGCCUGUCGUUGCUGCAUCCGUAGCUUCCUUCGUCGGGAUUCUUCUUAUUGCUUUCUUGGUCCUGGUGGUGAUUAGGAGGCGCCGCCGGAGACCUCCGAUCCCAGCUGCUCAAAGCAUUAUUCCGCUUCCGCCUACGGAUCAUCCAACUAUUGUUCAGUGUACUCCACCGCCGACUGUCCCUUAUGUUGAACUGUCUAGCCUGAUGAGGGCCACUGGAGAUUUCUCUGAAAGCAAUAUCAUUGGACGCGGUGGAUUUGGAAUCGUGUAUGAGGGGCAUUUACCUGAUGGUAGAAAGGUUGCUGUAAAGAGGCUCAUACGACCUUCUGAUGCUGAUGAAGGCAGUGAUGCUUUCAUGAGAGAAGUGAAAGUGAUGUCAAAGCUCAGGCAUGGCAACCUUAUUCAGCUCCUUUUUUACUGCAAGGAUGGGAAUGAGCGAGUACUGGUCUACGAGUACAUGAAGAAUAAGAGUUUGGACCGCUACAUAUUCGGAGGAGAUCCUAGACUCCGGGCUUUGCUAAAUUGGGAGCAACGGCUAGAGAUAGUUCGUGGGGUUGCCAGAGGCGUUGCUUAUCUUCACGGACUAAGCGAGGAAGUCAUCCACAGGGACUUAAAACCAUCCAAUAUACUUCUAGAUGACAAUUGGAGGCCUAAGGUUGCAGAUUUUGGCACCGCAAAGCUGUUUGUUGUUGACCAAACAAAUCCAACAAUCAUAGAAUCAGCGGGAUACACGGCUCCCGAGUACUCCAAUGAACGGUACCUGACACUGAAGUGUGAUGUGUAUAGCUUCGGAAUCAUCUUGUUGGAGAUUGUCAGUGGGCGAAGGAACAGAACCACCCCAACGCUCCUUUCUGAUGCCUGGGAGUCCUGGAAUCAAAGUAGGACCCGCGACCUUCUUGAUCCAGCUGUAGGGCAACCGGAGCCCGAGCUCUUGUUUGAGCUGGAGAGAUGCGUGCAGAUAGGCCUUGUCUGCGUGCAACAAUCGCCUGAUGACAGGCCUGCCAUGUCCGCAGUGGUUGCGAGGCUAAACAACAACGGCUUGCAGAUCCGUCCACCCAAGAGACCAGUGUUGGACAGCAGUACCGAGUCUCCUGCUCUCCACGAAGCCGAUCGGUCAAGCCAGGAAGCAUCUGGGACAUCACGCAGCAGCUACUCGAUAUAUCUCACAUAAAUAGUUAUUUCAUAAUCUUCAUUUUUUUAUUAAUGAGGUGGUUGCUUCAUGAAACAACCACAUCUUUCUCUUACUUUUCUGUAUCUACUUCACAUCAUUAAAAAUCUAUAUAGCAUUGUAUGA
Molecule: messenger RNA, 2685 nt
Organism: Sorghum bicolor (sorghum)
Lineage: Eukaryota; Viridiplantae; Streptophyta; Magnoliopsida; Poales; Poaceae
Product: G-type lectin S-receptor-like serine/threonine-protein kinase At4g27290
Exons: 6
Coding region: 10-2562 (850 amino acids)
Biological process (GO): protein phosphorylation; recognition of pollen
Molecular function (GO): ATP binding; protein serine/threonine kinase activity
Source: RefSeq, a predicted model, not a curated record